Triticum urartu is the source of this 1591-nucleotide messenger RNA. The record is from RefSeq and is a predicted model, not a curated record. Lineage: Eukaryota; Viridiplantae; Streptophyta; Magnoliopsida; Poales; Poaceae.
GUAUUCCAAGCCCAAGAUGAAGGCCAGUCCCGAAUCCCUCUUCGGCUCCUCGUCGCCAUCCGGCAGCGAAGGGUCUCUCUCUCCCAUCGCAGUCAGUCGCGGCUUCCUCUAGCCCUCCUCACUGGUGACGCCAAGACCGGAUCCACGCCGUGGGAGGUGUCCACCGUCGGCAACCUGAGGAGCCUCGCCACCUCGAGCCUCAACUCGCUCAAGCGUAGCCUCGACGCGCUCCACGGCCACUCCGCCCGUGACCUCGAGGCCUCCCACUUCCGAAUCUCCAAGCGCAUCAAGAUGCAGAUGCAGAGCUCCCUGGAGCUGGCGGAGAAGGAGCAUAGGAAGAUGUUCGAGAAGAUCACCGAGCGUGCUGAGGAGAUGAAAGUAAAUUACAAGAAGUUGAUGACAGAGGUGCAGUUGUCUUCAUCUCGAGUUUGCAAGGUGACCUUACCUGAGAUGGCAAAGUCCGUAGCCAGAGUUAUUGAUGGCUUGCGCAGUCGCUACAACAUCCCACCUACGCGAGUUUAGCAUAGCUCUCUUAGUUGGUAAUCACUUCUCUUGUCAUCAACUUGACAUAUGAGUUGCUCAUGUUCAGUAAAUUUUCAUGAACGUAUGAGUGUUUGUCCAUAAAAAUUGGCAGGUGUAGUAUGUAUCUACCAGGGAUAGUAAUUAUUCUUGGUUACAGGAUACCAAAGUGUUGUGGUUCAUUGGGUCCAUCUCCUCCUUCGCCAUCUACUAUGGCACCUGCGUGCUCUCCGAGUCAAUGCUCUCCGCCCAUUCGUGCCAUCUUCGUCGGUUGCUCCUGUCCUGCACAAGGUCAUGCACAACAUGUGCCUUGCCGGAUGCCUUCGAUGCCCCACUCUUGAUCAGGUUUGUCAUGCAGCACCUGAUCGAUGCACCAAACUACAAAAGGGCUCAGUGGUGGACUGAUGGGGAGGAUGCAUCGAUGCGGAUUGCAGAAGGUCAUUACAAAGGAAUUCUAGGGGAAUCGUACCAAGGAUCCUGCACAAUGCGAGCCUUGCUAUUGUAUGCCUUCGAGACAUCGAGGCUACAGUAAAGAUGGAGUUAUUUCUUUCAGGAAGGUAACCUCUUGUUUUGGGUACUGCAGUUUUCUUGAAGCUACCUAGCUAGGUAUAAUGAAGAUGAUGGGUUCGCUUCAGCAUAAUUUCCGUUUCAGUUAUUGAGUUCUUUGAAGGCUACAACAAUUAUAAUAUGAACCAGUUGUGAAUCUCUCAUUUGUUUUGAUUAGUUCUAAGUUGUUCUGUGGCAUACAAUUUCAGACUGGGUGGUCUUGAAGUAACGUUACACACAUUACUUCUAUUAGGUGUAUGCAUGCUUGUGCGUGUGAUUACAAUGGAAGUGCACAUACAUGAAUUUUUUAGUGGUCCCCACUAACUGAAAGCAUAUUGUUGGAGUAAAAGCUCUCCACUACAGUUCCAUCCAUAAGAAAAUAACAAACAUGCAAAUAUUCAAGAACUUAUGGUGUCAUUCCUUGCUACUGAUCAGAAAAAAAUCUCACAAUUAUAGAGUAUUUUCAAGCAUACCAAAUUAUAUGGUUGUGUACAUUGAGACCACAUAAACCAUAUAUGAUGGAUUU